Molecule: messenger RNA, 4520 nt
Organism: Ectocarpus sp. CCAP 1310/34
Lineage: Eukaryota; Phaeophyceae; Ectocarpales; Ectocarpaceae
Source: the annotation of a GenBank genome assembly
UCAAACGCACCAGCUGCAACGCAAGGGAAGGAGAUAUUGGAGGCACGCCAAGCACAGCAGCGAGAUGGGCGACCUCGAGGACAAAAUCCUGAAGAAGAAUAUCCCCGGCAAGUACACAUGGUGGGAAAAGGACAGCGACGAAGAAGGGGAGACCGCUCGGGCGGACUGGGUAGACCGGGAGGCGAGCGACCCCGAGAGGGAGAUGACGGAGAUGGAGAAGCAAAAGAAGUGGGUAGACAACGAUUGCCCCGAGCCUAUCCGGCGGACGAUCAUGGCGCGGCAGGAGAAGGAGAGGGCGAGGACCGGCGUGAAGGGCGUGCUGGCUGAUUUCGACGCCUGGAAACUCUCGGCGGAUGCGGAGGAUCUCAUUGCUAAGGAGUACCGAGCGGCGAUGCUCAAACGCAUGGCGGAGGGUCAUACGGUUCCAGGUCCCUUGGCUGCCACCACCAUCACCACCGCCACCACCGGCGACGGCAACGACGGCAGUGACGACGAUGACGACGACGACGACGAGGGUUUCCUAGGGAGCUAUCGCCGAAGGCGGUUAGAGCAACUCAAGGCCACCGCGGGGCGGCCGCAGUUCGGGCAGAUCGUGGAGGCGGAGCGCUCAACGUUCGUGUCGGCGGUGGACACAGAGGACCCCAGGACUAGCGUGGUCGUGCAUCUGUACGAGCCGUACAUCGACGCUUGUCGCCGAAUGAACAGGUUCUUGGAGGUUUUGGCGGCCAAGCAGCCCACGGUGAAAUUCCUGCGUCUGAGGAGCUCCGCGGCAGAGGGGGGCGACUACGACCCAGUGGCCCUACCGACGCUGCUGCUCUACAGGGCGGGGGAAGUAGUCGGGUGCAUGACACGUGUCACUGACGACAUCGGGGAGAACUUCACGCAGGACGAUGUGGAGUGGCUGCUGCAGGAACACGACGUUUUCGAGGCAAGCAUUACAGUAUCCACAAGUGUCGGGGGCAGGGGCAGGGGGAGCGGGUGAAGGGGCUGCGAGGGGUGUUCACUGCAUGUCGACCGGCCGAGGGCGAAGAGAAGAUGGCCUCGAUGACAGCGACGAUGAGGCUGGCAACGACAGCUGAUUCUAUGGGCUAUUGGCUACAAAGUAGCCGUUGUUUUUGGUAUGAUCAAAUGUUGGUGUUGUCGGGCUUGUGACCUGUUGAUGUGUUAUAUAUGUUGUGGUGGCUGGUCUAGAUGGCGACGUGGUUGUGUACCCGGAUUUGCCCGUGGCUGGCGCGUCAACGGGUUUCAUUUGGAAAUUGGAGGGAGAGGUUUCGCGGCGUUUUUUCGACCAGGAUGGCCCCGGUGGUCUGGUUGGAUGCUGCACCGUCUUCUCGCGGCUAGGGUUGAGUUUCGAAUCUCGGGAUGUUUCGUUAUUUUGCGCCGCCCAGUUGACCCAGUUCAGCAGCACUGUUGAAGGAAUUGAUACAAACAACGUUGUAGGAAUUGUUUGAUUGUUGUGAAGGUUGUAAAUGAAUGCUCGGAAACAGAGCCCCGGAACCCAUUUAACCGAUUCACGUGUCGCCUAACCUGCAAGCUGAAACUGUUUAUACGAAGUACUGGUAGGCAUUUUUCGGGGUUGAAUGCAUGGCGUCCCCGGGUUCCGAUUGUAUAGUCGUUAUUCCCAUAUUCCAACUAGCGGGACGUCGUUGUGGGCGGCGCAGAGCAGCUCGAUGCUCUUAGAAGUGCCUACAGUCAGCAAGAUUGCAAAGCAGGAGACCACAACUGUGGUUGCUAUGUCGAGGGGACUUGGAGGCAGGGUUGCGCGUGAGUGAGAUCUGUGCGUGAUAGUUGUAUGCAGUGCAGAGUGUGUGUGAGCAAGAAAGUGCCGUUCAAUCCGGGUCGAGCAGCAGAGGAAAAAGAAAAAAAUAUCUGGGCCUCGAACCAUUCACAGAAGCAUGGAACGAAAUCGACAGGAGGCACAUCCCUGUGCUAUCCAGAACUCGGGUGAGAAGAGGGCAGCGGAUAAUAUUUCAACCGCCCCCGAGAUUCAGAGAUUGGAGAUUCCAUUCAAUUCGAAUUACCAUCCAGCGAUCUAGACUAUUAGGUAGCAUGGUACACCUCAAGGCAAUUUGAAUUUUCGAAAAUUGCACAGCAGGAGGGACAACAAGAACCCCAAGUUUUGGCCCUGUUUCGCCGAUCAGAGUGGUAACGCAAACCAAGAAAAAGGGGCGGCACGUGAGCUGCUACCCCCAAUAUCCACACCACCGAUCUGCGGAUCUUCGACCGUUCUCUAUUUCACGUGGACGUGACACCGUAGUGGGGAGAGGGUGGAGAGCGGUGCUGCUUGUCGUUGGUGCGUAGCUGCCUAUAGGUGCCAAGGGUGAGCUUCUCGGCCCCCAGGUCUAUUUGACAUGCUUUUCUCGGAAAUUAGACCAUGCAUGUAAUCACCCCACCAUCCCCCUGCUGUCCAUCCGGCGUCGCAAGUGUUCGUGUGUUGACGAUAAGAGUUGAUAAGAGACUCAAAUAAUUGCGCCGCAUCUUAAGCGUAUUUUUUCGGGCCCGUUCGAGCUCUCUUCCUUUCAAACCACGUUCCAUCCUCCUCCCCCGCUAGGCACUCUGCACCACCCAGCACGCUGCACUGUCUGCGCUGCGUGUCAGCCCUGCUGUUGCUGUGUGCGAGACGCCACGCCCAUCACACCGACACAUCAAUCUGCGCGAACAUCAAUAAUCAAUAGUUCGGCAGGUAUGCCCUCCUAUUACUCCAAGUGCGAAGUGCGAAGUAUAGCUUUCAGGAACAGUAGGACCGUACCAAGCGAGCGUCCGGUCGUACCUGCAUUAUCCCGUAGGUGCGGAUGCCGGACAGUCCCCAUGGAGAAAAGUCACGACGAGAAAGGUGGAGCUUAACCCCCUACGACAAAAGCAUUUCCCUGUUCCCUGGUGCCCAUUUUCAUGUUGACCUGAAGCCAGACCGGCAGGCGCUCGUACGGUCUGUAUUGCAUUCUAGCUAUGCUGUUGUAGGAGGCUUUGAAAAGAAGACACGCUAAAUUAUAGCAGCGGCGUGUGUUGGCGCGCUCACAUCUGCUACUUGGGGGGUGACAUUGAGGGUCGCAGUGCAUUAUUGACUCUGCAUUAUUUAUAGCGGCCCGCAGUUAAGAAACCCCUUACCACGCACAGAAAAUUCGACGUUCUUGCGAAAUUUCUGAAAUGUAAGAAAAAGAGCGAGCGACGCCUGCUGAUUGGAUGGUGCAGACAGUUCCAUCCCUGGGUGCAAGUGCAAAGCUGCCUGCCCGCUUGAGCCGUCUCUUGUCAAUAAUUCCUAUCAAAUGUCCCCUCGAUCAAGGGGACAUUUGAUAGGGAUUAUAGACAGGAACUGGCGGGAGCGUGGUCAACGGGGCACGAAAAGGAGGUUUCAAGAUAUUUCUUUAGAGGGAAAGCGAGACCUGCUAAGGGCCGUUUUAAACUGACCGACUUUUUGUCAAAAUGUUUGAAAGUGUCAAAAAAAUGGAACCUGUAUGUAGGCGUUUGUCCAUAUUUUUUCAAAAUAUUUGGAACGAAGUUGGGCGCGAAAACUUUGCUCCACUUCGUUCCAACUUUUUGACAACCCUCUCAAAGUAUUUGGAGCACUUUCCAAAGUACCCUUGCAGAGGCACGCGAGGGCUGCUGCGUCUGCACCACGAGUGCCCCUCACCGUAGAAAGUCAGCUAGGGUUGUGUGUGGGUCAUGGCCGACCGUAGAAAGCGCGGCGCGCCUACAGAUUCGAGCGGCUCUCCUCGCCCACGGGCACGCGCAAUACAAAAAAAAAAACGGCGGUCCGCCAUGAUGGCUUGCAGUUGUUGCUUCGCGUCCGCCGCUUUGUUUUUUCCUUUUCCCGGGGGGGUAGGAGCAGUGGUUGCCACCCCUCGCCGGCGGAGUGUUGGUGGCGGCAGCGCCUCCCGUGGUAACAUGAGUGUUCCCCGAGAUGCCAGGCAGCAGCACUAUCUUGCUGGAGAGCAAGCCUCCACCGCCUACGGCGGCACCGAGAGAGCCCGUCUGCUGGAAUUUCGCCGGGGUUUUGGUCUGCCGGCCACGCUGGGUGGUCGUGAUAUCCAUGUCGGUGUCCAUGAUGUCGUGUUUUCCGCGGUUUGUGUUGUGUCGUCUGUGUUGUCUCGAAGUGAGCGCUACAACUCACGGACGGCGUCAUUUUUUUUUACACAAGUUGCACAAGUCUACGUCACACGUUUAAAAUGACUGCACACAGGUUCCAAGUUUUUGAAAGACAACUGUCGAAAAUUUUGACAAAAAAGUCGGUCCGUUUAAAACGGUCCUAACCCAAGCCCUAGGUUGCCCGGUGCCUCCUAUCAACGGUGGGCUAGGUACUUCUUCCGCGCUUGCCCCUAGGAGCGCUUUCCACCCAAGGGUAGACGUGCUGAAGGGAUUGCAGGUGUACCUCCUCGGGCUUGCGUACCCUUUCCUUGCUAAUAGUGUGUGUGUUCUUUAGAUCUUCUGAUGGCUCUAGCAUUUUUGUGACCACGGACCGAGUCUUUGCUAGAUUUUGGGAUUAGCAACUGACACGAGUUUAAUAAACAACAACAACAACAACA